UUAAUCUUGUAAUUCCCAAUUAAUUCCUCUAAAAUCAUAUACUAAUGGUAAAAACCAGCUCCUCCGAAUUGAUGAAGGCUGUCUGGAGCGAAGAUGGAGAAGCAAAAAUCAAGAGAUCAGGUGAGAGAAGAAGUGGGAAGAAAUGCAGAGAUAGAUGCAGGAGCAGUGCUAGGAAGCCUGAUCCAAAUCUCACUAGCUUCACCCCUCAAGAGGAGGAUCUAAUCAUCCAGCUGCAUUCCGUGCUCGGAAGCAGGUUCGACGAAAAAUGAAAUAAAAUACGAGACCGAAAGAUCGAAUUGCAUGCCAAAUAGUUAUACCAAGAGUCUGGCUCAUGAGAUAGAUUAAUUAAUUCGGACUAUAUAUACUAAUUCUAUUGGGCCAAAAGAUUAUUUAUUUUGGACUAUAAUACUAAUUCUAUUGGGUCAAACUAGUACAGUAGUUAGCAACCUGCCUGAUACUGUAGAAAAAAAAUCCCAUAAAAUAAUGCUCCUUUGGUCCAGCAAUAAACUUUUCAUUUGCAA
Salvia hispanica is the source of this 521-nucleotide messenger RNA. Lineage: Eukaryota; Viridiplantae; Streptophyta; Magnoliopsida; Lamiales; Lamiaceae. The record is from RefSeq and is a predicted model, not a curated record.